This is a messenger RNA of Solanum dulcamara, 1203 nucleotides long. Its product is annotated as thiamine-repressible mitochondrial transport protein THI74-like. The transcript has a single exon. The record is from RefSeq and is a predicted model, not a curated record. Bases 1 to 1203 code for a protein of 400 amino acids. Gene Ontology annotation, molecular function: transmembrane transporter activity. Gene Ontology annotation, biological process: regulation of peptide transport; transmembrane transport. Gene Ontology annotation, cellular component: membrane. Lineage: Eukaryota; Viridiplantae; Streptophyta; Magnoliopsida; Solanales; Solanaceae.
AUGAAAGAUCAAUCUUGGAGAUGGCUUUUGGGUUUGGUUUAUAUAAUUACUGUUGCCUCUAUAUGGAUUGCUGCUAGUUUUGUCGUUCAGUCCGUUGUCGAUGCCGGUGUUUCACCUUUUCUUGUUACAUACCUCUGUAAUUCUUUGUUCAUAGUGUAUAUUCCCCUUGUCGAAAUUGUACGUUAUAUAGAGGAUAAAUAUGGAAGCUUGUUAUUUUGGCGAAAUAAGAAAAAUAUCACUUUGCAAGAUUCAGGUGAAUCAGAGGAGGCUAUUCUUCUUGAUGAGAAACCUGAGACAAGUAAAUUGGUUGUUGCUGAUGGGGAUUCUGUAUUAAAGAAGCGAAUUUUUUAUCAAAAUGUUGAUAUAGGUCUGGAUGCAAAAGGGCGUUGGACACGCUCUAGAGUAGCAAAAGUUAGCUUGUUAAUAUGCCCUAUUUGGUUUCUAGCACAACUUACAUUUAAUCUAUCACUCAAAUAUACAACUGUUACCUCAAACACCAUCUUAAGCAGUUCCUCCAGCUUGUUUACUUUUCUGGUGUCUCUUGUAUUCUUGGGAGAAGUUUUCACAUGGGUGAAGUUGUUCAGUGUUCUACUUUGUAUGGGAGGUACAAUCAUUGUCAGCUUGGGUGACUCAAAAUCAGGAUCUAGCAAAGUUGCUUCAAACCCCGUUCUUGGAGACAUUCUUUCACUCGUCUCAGCUGCUAUGUAUGCCGUUUAUAUAACCCUCAUUCGUAAAAAGUUACAUGAUGAUGAUGGAAAAAGUGGUCAUGCCAGUAUGGCACAGUUUCUUGGAUAUUUGGGUUUAUUCAACAUGCUCAUAUUCUUACCCAUACCUCUUGUACUCAACUUUGCUAACCUUGAGCCAUUUAACACACUCACUUGGAAGCAACUUGGCCUGAUAGUUGGUAAAGGUAUGUUUGAUAAUGUGCUGAGCGAUUUACUUUGGGCUAAGGCUAUUCUCUUGACCUCCACAACAGUAGCUACAGCAGGACUGACCAUUCAGGUUCCGCUAGCUGCAAUCGUGGAUUCACUGACAGGAAAUGCACCCCCCAUCAUGGAUUAUAUUGGAGCUGCAGCUGUCAUGGUUGGUUUUGCAGGCAUUAACAUCCCUUCAGAUUCAUGUUCAGUACCAGAAGAAGCAAGCAUUGAACUAGAAAAUGGAAAAAUUCAGUCCACAGAACCAGAUCACCCAUCACCCAGGUAG